Messenger RNA from Wasmannia auropunctata (little fire ant), 1153 nucleotides. RefSeq names its product protein TSSC1-like. Gene Ontology annotation, biological process: protein ubiquitination. Gene Ontology annotation, molecular function: protein binding. The transcript has 4 exons. The record is from RefSeq and is a predicted model, not a curated record. NCBI's taxonomy places the organism in Eukaryota, Metazoa, Arthropoda, Insecta, Hymenoptera, Formicidae.
GUUUUUCGCUGAGUGGACCUACUGGUUAUACUGUGCUUGCACCAUGGGCUGUAUGGUCCCUGGUAGAGGCGAUAGCCAUUGUAAAAGAAGAAGAAAAAGAACAUAUUCAAUUUCCUAAACUAUCGCCACGUUAUCAUUCAAGCUGAAAGCUCAGUGGACUGUGAAUUUUUAUUAUUAAUAAUUAUAUUUUGUGACAUGAAAUAUACUGAUAUUCGAUUUUAUUUUCUGGUUCAGAGAAUCUUAACUUUUUUGUUAGAGGAAGGCACUUGUCAGAUGAAAGGAGCUAUCUGGAAAUUUCCUGAGAUAAAGGAGUACACUAAUAAUAUUCUGCAACUCGAUAAGUUAGCCAAUAUUGACACAACUCCAUAUGGCACUGAUCUUAAAACUAUUGCUUAUCACCCUAUGGAUAGCAAGAAGGCUGUGUCAAUAGUAGAUAAUAACUUUGUUUUGUGGGAUUUGACUGAAGAACACAGGUUAUGGCAUCGGGUACUUUAGCAGGCAAGGGUCAGCCACGAUUUACAAAUGGUAAAUGGAAUUCUCAUAACGGUGCUAAUCAGUUUAUAAUCUUGAAUGAUAACAACGUUCGUGGAUGGGACUUUAAAAGUCCAGCCAAUGCUGCUUGGUCCAUUUUAUCUGCACAUUCGCAAAUCAUCAGAGAUUUAGACUUCAAUGCAAAUCAUCAAUACUUUCUGUCUACCUGCAGCGACGACGGAUACAUGAAUUAGUUCUGGGAUAUCCAACUACCGACGGAACUGGUGCUGUCGCGUAUGGAACACUCGCACUGGGUGUGGAACAUAAGGAUUAACCGUUUCCACGAUCAGCUCGUUUUAACAUCUAGCAGUGACUCCAGAGUUAUAUUGUGCAGUAUCGCGUCCAUAUUGUCCCAACCAUUCGGACAUAUGGUGUCGGAUGAACCUUCGCAGGACGAAGAAUCUUGUGAGAAAAAGAAAUAAGAAGACAGUCUGGUAGGAAGAUACAAGGAGCAUGAAGACAGUGUGUAUGCAGUAGAGUGGUCGUCUGCCGAUCUCUGGACAUUCGCGUCUCUCAGUUACGACGGUAGAUUAGUUCUCAAUAAAGUACCACGUAAAUAUAAAUAUCAAAUACUUCUGUGAAUUUGCAAUUUUUGACGGGAGAUAAAAGAGAAAAAGUAAUA